Eruca vesicaria subsp. sativa (arugula) is the source of this 885-nucleotide messenger RNA. The record is from the annotation of a GenBank genome assembly. NCBI's taxonomy places the organism in Eukaryota, Viridiplantae, Streptophyta, Magnoliopsida, Brassicales, Brassicaceae.
AUGGCAGCCAUGGGAGGAGGAGGACCAGAUCAUCUCUUCAAUCUAAGAAACCAAUUCUAUCUAGGAGCGUAUCAAACAGCGAUCAACAACAGUGAGAUCCCUAACCUCUCGCCGGAAGACGCCGUGGAACGCGACUGCCUCGUCUUCCGCUCAUACAUCGCUCUCGGUAGCUAUCAGCUUGUUAUCAGCGAGAUCGAUGAAUCCGCAGCUACUUCACUGCAGGCAGUGAAAUUAUUGGCUAUGUAUCUCUCGAGUCCUGCUAAUAAGCAAUCAACCAUUUCAAGCUUGAGGGAAUGGUUGGCAGAUUCAACAAUAGGAAACAAUGCUACUUUGCGACUGGUUGCUGGUAUUGUUUUCAUGCAUGAGGAAGAUUAUAGUGAAGCUCUGAAGCACACUCAUGCUGGAGGAACUAUGGAUCUGCAUGCAUUGAAUGUCCAAAUAUUCAUUAAGAUGCAUAGAUCAGAUUAUGCUGAGAAGCAGCUUGGAGUUAUGCAACAAUAUGAUGAAGACCACACUCUAACUCAACUUGCUACCGCGUGGUUUAACCUGGCAGUGGGUGGCUCGAAGAUACAGGAAGCUUAUCUCAUUUUCCAGGAUUUCUGUGAGAAGUAUCCCAUGACAUGCUUGAUCUUGAAUGGAAAAGCAGUUUGCUGUAUGCAAAUGGGUAACUUCGAUGAAGCUGAAUCACUUCUCCUUGAAGCACUCAACAAGGAUGCUAAGGACCCAGAAACUCUUGCAAACCUUGUAGUGUGCAGUCUUCAUGUUAGCAAAUCAUCUUCUCGUUACUUAAGCCAGCUGAAACUAUCACACCCAGAGCAUGUGCUUGUGAAGCGUGUAUCAUCAGCCGAAGAUAACUUCGAGAGAGCAGUUCAAUCUGUGGCCUGA